Salvia miltiorrhiza (redroot sage) is the source of this 5748-nucleotide messenger RNA. Its product is annotated as putative ion channel POLLUX-like 2. The record is from RefSeq and is a predicted model, not a curated record. The transcript is spliced from 24 exons. Gene Ontology annotation, biological process: monoatomic ion transport. NCBI's taxonomy places the organism in Eukaryota, Viridiplantae, Streptophyta, Magnoliopsida, Lamiales, Lamiaceae. The coding region runs from base 319 to 2922 and encodes 867 amino acids.
UGAUGAAGUGGAGUCGAUGGUGAACUGACAUAUAGGAAUAUCCACACUUUUUUAGAUAAACUGACAAGAUCGAUUUGGCCUUUGGGGGAAGUCGCUUUCUUGGUUUCUUCCACUUCAUUUUGUGCAAAAACAGAGACAUGCACUAAUGAAUUUCAAGAUCCUCAAGAACCCACCUUGUGUAUUCGAGCUUCGAGUAAUCCGGAUACGAAUCUCAAUCCUUUCAUCCCUCAGCUCAAAACCCACCUCCGUUUCUCUGCCAUCUCUAUAUAAAGUGUACAAAUUUUUAGUGAGGGAGAGAGUGGGAAGAGGGAGAAAGCGAUGCUGCAGUUACACAGCUUGCGGCCAUGGAUUUCAGCGAGGAGUUCAGAAUCCGAUUUGAGUUCAUAUAAAAGAAACGCAAGGCUGUAUUCCUGCGGGUGGAUUCCCUUUUCGACCUGCCACGUUGAUAUUAUGUUAAUAAACAAUAGAGAAAAAUGUAAAACAAGCUCCAGAAUGAAGAGGAGGAAACUCAGUCCGUCAGUGAGAUGCUUUUGCAGUAAAGUGAAUUCUAGUCUCCCGGAGAUGGAUUCGAGAAGUAGUUCUGAGGUGCAUGCAUUUCAAUAUCUGUUGGCAUUGAAGCCUGUGCAGGUUUUUGGAGUUAAACUCGUGAUGGCAUCCCUCUCAUCCUAUUUCUUGAUUAGGUUGAUACAUCAAAGUUACAAGAAAAAAAUUGUCGAAGUUGUUCAAGAAUCAUUCCGUUAUGCUGUUCAAACGUUUGGAGCUUCAAACUCGCCUUUUGCGUGCAUGUCCAAUUCCUUGAGUAAACCAACAUCGCUUCAACUGGAUGUGUCUUUGCCUUCAUUUCAAGAUAUCAGAUGGAAUAUUGCUCGUUUAAUUUACUUAUUCAACAUACAGCUUGAGAGAAAUGUUGCCACGUUUUUUGUUGUGCUCCUCGCGGCAUGUUUCUCAUUUGUCAUUAUCGGUGGUUUUCUCUUCUUUAAGUUCAGAGUUAGCAAGGGUGGCACUCAGACUCUCGAGGAUUGCUAUUGGGAGGCUUGGGCUUGUCUAUGUUCAUCAUCCACACACCUGAAACAAAGAACUCGGAUUGAACGCGUUAUAGGCUUUGUGCUUGCUAUAUGGGGCAUACUAUUCUAUUCACGGCUAUUGAGCACAAUGACCGAACAAUUUAGGCAUAAUAUGCACAGACUCAGAGAAGGGGCACAAAUGCAAGUUCUAGAGACAGAUCAUAUAAUUAUUUGUGGAUCGAAUAGUCGCCUGGGCUUUGUUUUGAAGCAGCUGAAUAAGUACCACGAGUUUGCUGUUCGCUUGGGCACUGCCACUGCUAGGAGACAGAGAAUUCUUCUUAUGGCUGACCUUCCUAGGAAGCAGAUGGACAAAAUGGCCGAAAACAUAGCCAAAGAUCUCAGCCAUAUUGAUAUUCUAACAAAAAGUUGUAGUCUUAGUUUAACCAAAUCAUUUGAAAGAGCUGCAGCAAAUAAAGCACGUGCCAUAAUUAUAUUGCCGACAAAGGAAGAUCGAUAUGAAGUUGACUCGGAUGCAUUUCUCUCAGUUCUUGCUCUUCAACCCCUUUCCUCAAUGGCCUCUGUGCCUACAAUAGUAGAGGUUUCUAGUUCAAAUACCUGUGAGCUUUUAAGAUCAAUCUCAGGACUGAAGGUGGAACCUGUGGAAAACGUCACCUCCAAAUUAUUUGUUCAGUGCUCUCGCCAAAAAGGACUAAUAAAGAUAUACAAACACUUGCUCGAUUAUCGAAAAAAUGUAUUCAACCUCUGUAAUUUUCCUCAUUUAGUAGGACUAACAUACAGACAGUUGAGACGUGGAUUCCAAGAGGCUGUGGUUUGUGGUCUUUAUAGGGAUGGAAAGAUCUAUUUCCAUCCAAGUGAUGAAGAAAUUGUGCAAGAAACCGACAAGGUCUUAUUUAUCGCAUCUGUGCAUGGGAAGAAAAAACCGCAGCUGACAUACCCAUAUGAAGCUAUCGAUAACGAUAACUCGAUCAAUAAUGUGGAAACCCUCAAGCAAAAUAGUGAAUUCGUCAAUCGGAAACUGGAUUUUACAAGAGGGAGGCAGGAAAAUGUAGUAAGAAGACCAAAGAGAUCAGGGUCAAAGGCAUCGGAUUCGUGCAUUGGUCCAAAAGAGUGUCUAUUGGUGCUCGGAUGGCGCCCUGCUGUUGUUGAAAUGAUUGAAGAAUACGACAACUAUCUAGGGCCCGGCAGUGUUUUGGAGAUUUUGUCGGAUGUUCCUUUGGAUGAAAGACAUAGAUCGUUCAAGCUUUUCAGUCGAGGAAAGCUAAAAAACAUUCAAGUUUCUCACAGAGUCGGAAAUCCAAUGGAAUACAGCACUUUAGAGGACACCAUUAACAACAUGCGGACGAACAUCAGAAAAGAUGAAGAUAUUCCAUUCUCAAUCGUCGUGGUAUCUGAUAAAGAGUGGCAAGGUGGAGGAGAUCUGUCAAGGAUGGACAAAAACUCCGCAUAUGCCCUUCUUCUUGCUGAAAAUAUAUGUGCUAAGCUCGGAGUAAAGGUGCAAAAUCUUGUAGCUGAGAUUAUCGAUUCAAAAUUGGGAAAACAACUAACGAGGAUCAGACCGUCUCUCACGUAUAUUGCAGCAGAGCAAAUAAUGAGCCUCGUCACAGCUCAAGUGGCAGAAAACACAGAACUCAACGAGGUCUGGAAGGACAUCCUGAAUGCAGAGGGAGACGAAAUAUACGUGAAGGAUAUCGGCCUUUACAUGAAACAAGGCGAGAACCCGUGCUUUCACGAGCUAUCAGAAAGAGCAGUCCUACGCAGAGAAGUAGCCAUUGGUUAUGUGAAAAGCAAUAAGAAGGUUAUAAACCCGAUCCCCAAGUCCGAGCCUCUGAACCUCGAGCUCAACGACUCGUUGAUUGUGAUAUCUGAGCUUGAAGGAGAGCAACCAGUGGUAAUGUAAUGUAUCGUUGUUAGUAAACAUGAUCACAUUCAUAUUCUUUUUCUUCUUAUUUUUGUCUUCUUUUUUCCACUAGACUAUAAAUGAGUGUAGAUCAAGAAGUUACUGUCAAAGAAUAAAUAUAAGUUUUAUUUGGAAUUUUUUAUAAGCUCUUACAUCUUGUAGUUUUGAGAUGUAUGGGCUUAUGAGACAUUGAACCUUCAUCUGAAAGUGAGAUGAGGUCUUAAGCUUAUCAAAUGUUAAAAUGAUAACGAUAUUAUAGCGGUUGUUGGUAUCAAAAUAUAAAUAAUUUUAAUGUUAUUUUGAAAAAAAGAUUAUGAGACGAUGUGCUUAAAUGUUGUGGAACUACAUUUUGCGUAAGUAUUCGAUUAACUAAAUGAAUAACAAAUUCUAUUUGGAAAUACUAAUUAAAUACUUAAUUUUGAUACUUAAUAAUAUAAUAAUGCAUUCAUUGUUAAAAUUAAUACACUUGAAAAAAAAAUCAUUUUCUUCAAUAUAUAUAUAUAUAGAUAUAUAUAUAUAUAUAUAUAUAUAUAUAUAUAUAUAUAUAUAUAUAUAUGGACUCAUUUAAAUUGUAGUAUGAGAUAAGAUAUGAUAUGUUUUUUUUAGCAAUGUCAUAUUUAAUACUUAUGUUUGAGAGAAUGUAUUAAAAUAUUUAUAAAAUAUAACAUAUUGUUUGAUAUGAUGUAUUAAGAUUAUAUAUAAAAUUUUAAUUCUUAAAAUGUCCUUAUAAUUAAAUUAUUUAAUAAUGUCACUUUGGUUGAUAAUAGGACAAUUUAGUUAAUAGUAAAUUAAUACUCCUCAGUAGUAUAUGUUAUAAUGAAGAUUGAUAUUACGUAUAUUGCCUCAAAGUUGUAUGGAAUAUCACACAAAUUUGUAUAAUUUCAUCAGAUUUUUAAAUUUAUAAAGAAUAGUUUAUUUCAUAUUUUCUUCUACCAAACAAGGUGUUAUAGUUAUAAUAUACACCAUAAUCUCUCGUACCAAACGAGCCCGAUUAGUAUACCAAAGGCCGUAUGCAGAAAACUCAGAGAAAGCGUUCAAAACAGGACAGCAAGUUAGCAACUCGGGCCGAGUAAAUAUGAAAAUUUUAAGUGGGCCGGGCUGCAUUUUUGGGUGGGCUUUUUCUGUAUGAUUUAUGGCCCAACAAAAAUAAGAGUGCUGAAUGAUUGGAAGGCAAGAAUCCGUAAGCUCAAAUUUGCAGGAAUCCGUAAGCUCAAGGAAGAGCUGAAUUGGUGGAAGAGGUAAAGUUGAAGUUGAGAUGCUUCAACGCUCAACAUCAACUGAAAACCCUUUUCUUUUUUAUUGUUAAUUUGUUGUUUCUUUCUUUGUACUCCUCUGAUUAAUUGGCUGAGUUUCAUCUUUUUCCUUCUUGGUUACACACUAGUGUUAUACCGUUAUAUUCAAGAAGUUUUGUGUUUCAAUAAUUUUAUGAAUUGGGUUUGUUGUGAGUAGUAAUUGAGGUUGAAAUGGAGCCGAUCUUAUUAGAAGAUGACCGUUUCAUAUGUGUUUUGGCGCUUUCUUUUGUGUGCAUAUUACCUGUUCGAUAAAAUGCCUAGCUGAUCAUGCUAUCAGAAACUGCAGAAAUCCAUAAAAAAAACCAUUUUUUCCUGUUUCCGAUUAUUUAGCAUACAGAUUUAAUAUAUUGAACAUCUUUGAGGCAAGCUAGUCAUGAUUUUGAGAUUGGAUGUUUUAAAAUAUGUGCUCUAAUUUUUGGAUGAAUGCUCUACUAAAGAUUGUUUCUUUGUUUUAAGUUUGAUGAUUUAUCGUUUCUAACCAAUUUACAGAUUUUGCAAUUGAAUACCAAUGUCAAGAAUAAGCUUUGUAACACGACUGGCCAAGCAGUUGAACCGAAUCAAUGUCGAGAGAGCUCAGCCCCUCUCUUCUCGUUGUAACGCUACGCGACACUCCACCUUCUCUAGCCAAAAGAAUGAAGAGGAAUCCUUCUCUAGCCAAAAGAAUGAAGAGGAAUCCAUGAAGGACGCGAAUGCUAGCCAUUCCACGUCUCAGAACCGGAUCAAAGGCAUGGGAAGCGUGCCCCGUUGCCAAAUAGGAGAGAAUGUUCCGAGGAAGGACAAGAUCAGCUUUCUCGUGAGCACGCUCAUGGACCUCCCGGAUAGCAAGGAAGCCGUGUACAGCGCCCUGGAUGCUUGGGUUGCGUGGGAACGGGACUUCCCAAUUGGGGCGCUGAAGAAUGUGCUGCUCGCUCUCGAGAAAGAGCAGCAGUGGCACAGGGUAGUUCAGGUCAUCAAGUGGAUGCUGAGCAAGGGGCAGGGCACCACCAAUGGAACAUACGGCCAGUUGAUUCACGCCUUGGAUAUGGAUAAUCGGGUUGAGGAGGCGCAGGAGAUUUGGAAGAAGAAACUUGGUUUUGAUCUGCACUCAGUCCCAUGGAAACUGUGCAAUCUUGUGAUCUCAAUGUAUUACAGGAACAAGAUGCUCGAGGAGCUUGUGACGCUGUUCAAGGGGCUCGAGUCAUUCGACCGUAAGCCCCAAGAGAAAUCGAUUGUGCAGAAAGUGAGCAAUGCAUAUGAGCUGCUGGGCUUGCCUGAGGAAAAGGAAAGGGUGUUGGAGAAGUACAAGGAUCUGUUUGAAGCCAAGAAAACGAAGAAAAUCAUCCGCGGUCGCUCUCCCAAGAAAGCUAGAGCAAGCCAAAGAGGGUGAGUUUGAGGUCUAAUGUCCAUUGUAAUUACUCUUGUUGAUGGUUACACUCUUUGAUGGUGUGGUGAAGUUCCUAACUUUGGAGAAGUCUUAAACUUUUGUAGCAUUUUAGUUGUUACUUUGCUUUGAUAAAUUAUCUAGGAAAGCUUGAGCUUUGGAGCUGUUUUAUUA